Molecule: messenger RNA, 1576 nt
Organism: Chlamydomonas reinhardtii
Lineage: Eukaryota; Viridiplantae; Chlorophyta; Chlorophyceae; Chlamydomonadales; Chlamydomonadaceae
Exons: 7
Coding region: 434-1024 (196 amino acids)
Source: RefSeq, a predicted model, not a curated record
CCACCCCUGGUGUUGGUGGACAGCCUCAAGUGACCUGCGAGCAAGCUUCUAGCGUCGCCUUGAUCCCAUUUGCGACUGUGAUUUCAUCGUUGUAUGUCUGCAAGAUAUUCGCCCUGUGCUAUCAGCUGCUCAUCGCUGCUUGUCGGCGCAUCGGGGACGGCAGCACCGUUUCUUAGAGCGCCUGUGGAUUCGUGAGCUUGUGUUCUAGACACAUUGCCCAACAUACAAAUCACCACAGUAUUACGACGACGGGCAAUUGUGCACGAUAAUCCACAAAGGACUUUGCAUCACACAACCGCGGAGUGUCGGUCGUGACGACGUGACGGGCACUGCCUACGUUCCUCUUAUAGGUAUCAGUGAUAACAGUAAACAGGCCUGCGCCUCUGAAGCGUGGGGCGUCUGAGGCGUGAGGCGCUCGUUGCCGUCGCCUAUCAUGUCCGGACCUAUUUACCCCAGCACGCUGCGCUACAAGGACCGGCUGGACUGCGGGAAGGAUGACGCCUUCACAUACAACCGACUGUACACGGCUACGCAAGGCUCUGAUGUUUGGGCGCGAUUGACAGUCGACGCAUCCGUGCGCCAAUCAAGCGCUCGCUCGCGGGGAUCGUUCCAGGAGGGUCAGGCCAUGGUGCGGCACAGCUUCAAGAACAGCGGGUUCGACUCCAAUACCUGCCCGGCGGUGCUGACGCACUCCACCUUCAAGGCGGGCCUGUACAGCUACGGCGUCCCGAUUGAGGAGCAGCACCCAAUCACAGCACGCCGUUUCAAGCAGAAGCAGCCGCUGGAGUUCAUGACGCAGAUCCGGCCGCACACCGAGACCACCAACCAGGCGCUGCGCAUGUUGGGCACCUACGUCAGCGACCAGCCGCACGCGGACCGGCUGGGCAUGUUCAUCCCCGCGGGCUGCCCGGGCGGCAAGCCCGCUUACCACCCCGACGUCACCACGGGCGGCUUCGGCCUGCUGCCCACGCUGCCGCGGCGGGGCAUGGGCGCUACCCUCACCGACGGGCGCAACCUAAAGUAAUGCGGCUACCGGCAUGGGCCACACUGUAUGGGGAUUGGCGGCACACGACGUGGGUGGCAUGGUAUUUGCGGGUGGGGACGCUGGGAAAGGGAGGGUCACAGAUACGUAAUGGAGCCCAGGAGGAUUCGGAUGAAAGCUUCUGAAGUCCGAAUGGGCGGAUUCUUUGUUGAAGAUACAUGGUCGGCAAGAGGGGCCGCCGCAAGGUGCGGCAUGCGGUGACGUGUUGUUUAUCCCGGCGCUGAAGAUGCGCCGUGUGCAUGCGUUACCGAGCUUAGGCAAGUGCUGGACAGAAAGGUGGGAGCGAAGGAUAGUUAGGCCGAACACGUGUCAAGUCAAGGACAGGCUGGUAGAUUGCAUUGCUGUACAUGCGGGUAUUGUGACGUCUUGAAAGGGGCGCCAGUAGUGUAGUUGUGCAUACCGGCAUGACGCCGUGCUAAAUGCGUGAGGCCCGGCAGGCGCGUUCGACACGCCCAGGGGUGGACACGCCUUCUGAGUAACAUUCAUUGGACUUCCGCAGUACCGGGCGCUUUUGAGUAACAUUCAUUGGACUUA